Messenger RNA from Exaiptasia diaphana, 1707 nucleotides. Its product is annotated as dipeptidase 1. Gene Ontology annotation, biological process: proteolysis. The record is from RefSeq and is a predicted model, not a curated record. Gene Ontology annotation, molecular function: metallodipeptidase activity. NCBI's taxonomy places the organism in Eukaryota, Metazoa, Cnidaria, Anthozoa, Actiniaria, Aiptasiidae.
CCAUCUAUCAGCGGAGUAGCCUUCAUGAUUUCAACUGCCUUCGCUUUGUAGUCAGCAUAUCUUUUUACACGAUGAUUUGGCAAACCAGAGACUACAGCGAGAAAAAGGACCGCAAAUAUAGUUUGUAGGCCUUGCAUACUUAGACACAGAGCUGAUACCUGUUGCGUGUAUUUUGCGUGGGGUAUGCGUGAUUGUCCGUUAAGCCCUAGUGAACAUUUAAGGGAGCAUUGCUUAAGGGGUUGGCCUUUGAUCUCUCUCCCCUACGGUAGUCCUACUGCGUGACAUUUAUAUCAUGCGGCUCCUGAGCAAUGCUCACGCAAUGCAAAUGUGGCUGAUUUGCCCGUUAGGAGUGCAAUAGAGAUGACAUGACUCCCCCGUUUCCUGCGCCUUCACGCAUGAAUGAUAAUCCACAGUGCUUAAGUCUGCAAAAAAAAUUAAUUGCCUCGUUGGGGAAUAAGUGUGAUCAUGAAUCGAAAGAAUUUACUCAUCAUUGGUGCUGUGGUUGCCAUCAUACUAGUUGUAGCCAUAGUCUUAGCUGUUGUGCUGAGUGGAAAGGACGAUGAUGACAAAGCAGAGAAAGCAACGGUUCGACAACGUGUCAUGGCUGCUUUGGAAGACGUCCCACUAAUAGACGGACACAAUGACCUGCCAUGGCAGUUUAGAAAGAAAUACAUGAAUCGUYUAGCCAACAUAACGAUCGACACAGGAAGCCCGCGCUUACACACUGAUAUACCAAGGCUAAGGAAGGGAAAAGUUGGAGCGCAGUUUUGGGCAGCAUACGUCAGCUGUCGUAAUCAAUACAAGAACGCUGUGCGAAUGUUCCUUGAACAAAUGGACGUCAUCCACCGAUUUACCGAAAAGUAUCCCGACACCUUCGUGUUUGUUACCACCGCGCAAGGUAUUCUGGAUGCUCACAAGAAUAAGAAGAUUGCGUCAUUAAUUGGAGUCGAGGGGGGUCAUGCUAUUGACAGCAGUCUAGAUACUUUACGCAUGCUCUAUGACUUGGGAGCUCGUUACAUGACUCUUACGCACGGAUGUCACACACCAUGGGCUGAUUCGUGUUCUCCAAAGAAAGCAGAACAUAAUGGUUUGACUGACUUUGGAAAGAUUGUUGUGCAAGAGAUGAAUCGAAUGGGAAUGUUUGUUGAUAUUUCUCACGUCWCGGCGAAGGUGAUGCGCGAUGUCCUUGACGUGUCCACUGCACCAGUGAUUUUCAGUCAUUCCUCGGCGUACGCCCUGUGCAACAAUUCUAGAAAUGUACCAGAUGACGUCCUGRAGAGAAUGCCGAAAAAUGGUGGCGUUGUUAUGGUGAACUUCUACAACAACUUCGUGACGUGUAAAAAUAAUGCGACUUUGAAUGACGUAGCAGAUCACUUCGAUUACAUUAAGAAAGUGGCAGGAGUGGACUACAUUGGACUUGGAGGUGACUACGACGGCGUGCCUAGAGUCCCGACUGGACUAGAAGAUGUAUCCAAGUACCCUGCACUGUUGGAAGAGCUUCUCAGACGUGGUUACAGUGAUGAAGACAUCAAGAAAAUUGCGGGCUUAAACUUGAUUCGAGCCAUGAAGAAGAUGGAACAGGUCGCCAAGGAAACGCAGUCACGUGUCAAACCCUACGAUAACUUCAUAGCAGUGAACAAGACAUGCAGACCUWUGUUUAGCUUUCCUUACUAAAUAUUCAAAAAUAAAACUCUGUUCAUUUGAAAA